Messenger RNA from Rotaria sp. Silwood2, 3836 nucleotides. Lineage: Eukaryota; Metazoa; Rotifera; Eurotatoria; Philodinida; Philodinidae. The record is from the annotation of a GenBank genome assembly.
AUGCAGCAUGAAAAGCUCUACAAUCUAAAGUUUAUUUUAAUUGUAUACUUUUUGUUUACAAAAAAAGCAAAAUUCUGUACGACCAAUUUUCGCCAUUGUGAAAAAAAUCAUUGUUUUUGCACGAACGAGAAUUCCUUUUUCUUAUUUUAUCUUUUUAUCAUCUAAUAUAUUUUCUUUAAAAAGUCAAAAUAUAGCAUAAGAUGCAGCGUAAAUAGUUCUAUAAUUUACAAAGAACAGUUUAUUUUAUUUGUGUCAUUUUUAAGUUCAAAAUAACUCCAAAUUCCGUGCGAUCGGUUUUCGCAACGGCGAAAAUCCGUCACACAGGGUUUUGCUUUUUUCUGAAAACAAAAAGAAUACAAUUAAAAUACACUUUAGUUUGUAGAUUGUAGAGCUUUUCAUGCUGCAUCUCAUGGUAUAUUUUGCUUUUUUAAUAAAACGUAUUUAGAGAUUACAAUAUGAAAUACAACGUGCAGCCGUUUAUUAUUGGUGACAUAUUUACAUUUUACAGCUGCUUAUAUGUCUUUAGUUUUCGUCUUUUUUUGCAAAUAUAUCUAAGACAGUUUUUAGGCCUAGUCAUAUAUGAUUUUGUAGAGAAUUUCAAUCGCUAUCUUUUGAUAAUAAAAAGAGUUUUAAAUACAGGGAUAGUAGAGGAGAAAUCUUAAAAAUACUGAGAGGUCCAUUUUUCCUGGGACACCCGUUAGUUCACCCAAGUGAAUUUUGAUAAGAAUACGCCUCUUAAAUAUGAACAUUUCCUUAUUCUGAGCAGUGGGCACUUAUUUCUGAUCCUAUGAGCAAUAACAACUUCUCUAAUGUGAACAGCAUAUGUUCUAUCACUUACGUACUGAACGAGAAAAAAAUUAUGUUAUGUAUAUUGUGUUAUGAUAAACGAUCAUGCGACACAUAGCAAAAGAGAAUGGACUAAACGCGGAUAUUUAAAGAAGAAAACCAAUAUUAGACAACAGGAAUACUGUUGAGUUUAAUAUCUCGUCGUUUUUUUUUGUUAAUAACUAUUAAUAUCAAAUCGUGUUAACACGCGUUGAUUUAUCUGUGUUUAAAAAUAUUGAAUUAAUUAAUUGUUGGAAAGAAGAAUAAAUUUGGAAUAUUUAAUUAUCAAGUAAAUUCUCAAUAAAAAUUCCAUUUUAAGUUUCUUUUAGAGUUGCCAAAGUGUCUACCAACACUCAAUAAAUUGACAUGAAUAAAAAUUUGAUCGAGAUUUUCAAGUGAUUAAAAACUUCAAACUGCAUAUUAUAUCAAUAACUAUCACGCUGUUAUAUGACAAUCAUUCCCAUAUUGACUUGAAACGUAUAAAAUAAGAAAUCAAACUCAAGGAUUCGUCUUUGUUUUACUCUAAAUAAAUCAUAUCAAUAGUAAUCACUCAUGCGAAGUUUCCUCAAACAUGAAAAAUUAUUGAUGUAGUUGCAAAUAUUCAUAUGACAUUGUAGUCAUUUUGUUGUAUUCAUUGUUUACAAAUAUGAAUACGUUUUUUUGUUGCUGUUAAUCGAUGUAAAAACCUUGUCUCGAAAACCGGUUAUCAAGUUUGUAUAUAUGUUGAUUGUUGCUCUUUCUACAGCUAAGCAUUAUACAUAAAUGAUAAUUAUAAUCAUGACUAACUAUUUUUCCUCAUUAAAUCAAUAGUAUUGUCAGAUUUAAAAAAGAAAAAAAAAAAAGUUCUUAACAAAUCGAUUGUUGUAGCAUUUAGAUUAAAUUUUUCAAUUUAUUUAAAUAGAUAAGGUAAUAUGAUAUAAAUAGGAACACUUAAAUGUCGAUUCAUAGCUAAAAACCGGUUAUUUCAUUAUGAAAGCAAUGCAUACCAAUGAUGUGCAUCACCGAUUGUUGGCAGGUAAAUUAACUACAUAUCUUUGUAUAUCGGUUAAUCGUGAAGAACAAAAAACAUAAAGACGAUCUAUGCAUCUAUUAUCAAAGUAGUAUAGAAAAAGAUACAGGUGAGAAAGAGAUUUAUAAAUUAACUAUUUCUUGGAAGGUUAUUAAAUAAAAUACAUUUCUUUUUGUAUAUGCGUACGAGUUGAAACAAACAUUUUCUUUUUAUUAUCGUUUUAGUUGAGUAGGCAAGUAAAGGAGAUGCAUAAUCUCCUGAGGAUUAUUAUUAUUUAUUAACAUAGUUACUUAUUAUCUAUUUCUUUUUAUUUUAAUUAUCAUUAGGUUUGCAUGAUAAAGAUAUUGAAGACAAUAAGAAUAAUUGGACACAAAUAGGAAAAUUAGUUACUAUGAAUCAAUCAUCUUAUUCGAGAAAAGACCAUCACUCCAUUAGUAAUAAUGAUAUACAAAGUUAUAAAUAUCCUCCAUGUUGUUCGCGUCGUGAUAAAUCACCAACAAUCGUUGUACCGCCUCCGAUAUUAUAUGUUAUAGAAAAACACACUAAUGCUCGUAUUGUACGAAUUCGAUUAGUGUUUAUACGUAUUGAUAUUGAAAUAGGUGAAAUCGAUACACUUAAUGAAAAAUACCAAGCAGAUAUUUAUUUUGAAGCACGAUGGACAGAAAGACAAUUAAAUUUAAAUACAUUAAAUCUUACUACACAACAACAAACGCAAUUAUUAUAUGAAAAUAUAAUAGUUAGAGUUGAUGAACUUAAUUCUGUCAUUCAUUGGUCACCACAAUUAUUUAUUGAAAAUGCUAUAGGACAAAUUGGUGAACAAGAUAGAUGGUUUACAAUUAAGAGAAAUGUACUUAAGUCUGUUGUUGAAAUUUCAUCUCCAUUUUUUAUUGAUGCUGAUAUUUGUGAAUAUCGACGUAUUAAAGGUGUUUUUUGGCAAAAAUUAGAAUUAACACAUUUUCCAGUUGAUGUUCAAGACUUAACAAUUUCAAUAACAAGUCAUCAUCAUGUUGAAAAUUGUAUACUUGUUCAAGAUGAACAAUUUCAUUCAAGUAUAAAUCGUGAAGCUUUUUUUGAUCAACAAGAAUGGUCUUUAUAUGAACAUGUUGCUACAAAUACACGUGAAACUAAAGAAGAAUAUUCAUUUGAAUGUGAAAAUAGUGGAUUAAAACAAAAGCAACAUCCUGUACUUGCAAUAACUUGUCGUGCAGCUCGUCGACCUGGUUAUUAUUAUUGGAAUGGAUUUUGUUUAAUUUUUCUAAUAACUAUUUCUUCAUUUUGUAUUUUUUCAAUUUCACCUGAUAAAAUUCUUUCUAUUUUGACUAGUUUACCACAAAGUCGUCUUCAAAUAACUUGUACUCUUCUUCUUACUUCUGUUACAUUUCGUUGGGUUGUUAAUCGAUCAUUACCACAAAUUUCUUAUUUAACUAUUCUUGAUAUCUAUGCAAUUCUAUCAAUUAUAAUACUUGUUUUACUUUGUGUAUGGCAUUCUAUUAUAGCAACAAUGAUAUUUGUCAAUAAUAUACCUGCAAGACCAGUCGAAUCAAAUAAUAUAUAUGUUCUUAUUGAUCGAUAUGUAUUUAUUUGUUUAUUUACUAUUUAUAUUAUUUUACAUAUUACACUUAUUAUAUGGCUUAUAUUUGUUCCAUAUAAACGACGACGAAAAAUGAAUUAUCUUGAUCGUGAAUAUGUUGCUAAUAAAUAUAUUCAAAUAGACAAAAAUCAAUCAAAAUAUGGAUCACAACAAGAUUUAGUAUUUCGUCGUUCAUCAUCAAUUAAUGAUAGUUUAUCAUCAAUGAAAUCUAGAAAAAAAAUAGAAGAAUCAGAGAGUGUUAUUAUAAUAACAAAUAAUUCAACAUUUAUUCCUAUUCAUGAAAAAACAAAUGAUAUAACAACAAAAACUAUGAAUAUAGUUAAACUACGUGAACAAGAUGAUGAUUAUUAUCAUCAUACAAAUGAUAUUAAUGAUGAACUUAAAUCUACACAAAUUAUACAUGCUGAAUAG